CAAUAGGAAAAUUAAUUUAUUUCAUUAUUUACUGUACGCAAUUAUUUAUUUACAUAAUAUUAAAGUUUUCUAGACCGUCUAUUAUUUUUGAGAAGCAUUUUGGCAGGAUAUUUUGUUAGGUGUUUGGUUAAGUGAUCGUAGAUACGAUGUUUUCGAAUAAAGUCGUGCUUAUCACUGGAGCCAGUUCCGGUAUAGGAGCAGAUACUGCUUUGGAGUUUUCUAAAUUGGGCGCAAAUUUAAUUCUGACUGGCAGAAACAAAAACAACCUGGACAAGGUUGCAAAACAAUGUGAGGAAAUUUCCCCGAAACAGUUGCAACCGUUAAUUAUAAUCGCUGAUAUGAACAAAGAAAACGAUGUCGAUAAUAUAAUAAAAAUAACUAUAAAACAUUUUAAGAAACUAGAUGUUCUUGUAAACAAUGCAGGUAUUUUAGAAGCCGGUACCAUUGAGACAACUUCUUUGGCCCAAUAUGAUAGAGUAAUGAACACGAAUGUUCGUGGACCUUAUUAUUUAACUAUGUUAGCGACUCCGUAUCUUAUUGAAACAAAAGGAAAUAUUGUUAAUGUAUCAAGUGUAACUGGGUUGAGAUCUUUUCCGAAUGUUCUUGCUUACUGUAUGUCAAAAUCUGCAUUAGAUCAAUUCACAAGAUGUGUUGCUUUAGAAUUAGCAUUAAAAGGUGUUCGAGUUAACGCCGUCAACCCUGGCGUAAUUACUACGGGCAUACAUAAAAAGGGAGAGGGGAGUAUGAAUGAGGAACAAUAUGAGGCAUUUUUAAAGAAAUGUGCCGAAACUCACGCAUUGGGACGACCGGGCGAAGCCAAGGAAGUAGCAUCUGUUAUUGUAUUUCUGGCCAGCGACGCAGCAAGUAAUAUUACGGGGGCAACACUACCUGUGGAUGGUGGCCGUCAUGCCAUGUGCCCUCGAUGAAUUCGUUUUCUUAAUUUAUAAAUAUAUAUAUAUACGAGUACAUACAUAUAAUUUUUUUAAUACAUCGUUGUUUAAGUUUUAUUUAAUAGGUUAAUUUUGGUUUAUGUCAUUUUCAUUGGUUAAUAAUUUAGAUCUUAUAUAAAUUUGUAAGGUAAGACUAUUCGUUGUGUUUGUUUAUAUGUAAUGUGAUUUGUCAUUAUGUUAGUGACGUACUUUCACUAUAUUUAUCAUGCUUCACAAAUUCUCAACCAAAUCCUCUAUUGAAAUAUGUUGAUAUGUAUGUUGAAAACUUUAUAAUAAUUAAUUUCAUAUUGUUUUGUUAUCCAGAUUAAAUAUG
Messenger RNA from Galleria mellonella (greater wax moth), 1263 nucleotides. RefSeq names its product 3-oxoacyl-[acyl-carrier-protein] reductase FabG-like. Gene Ontology annotation, molecular function: oxidoreductase activity. Lineage: Eukaryota; Metazoa; Arthropoda; Insecta; Lepidoptera; Pyralidae. The coding region runs from base 147 to 926 and encodes 259 amino acids. The transcript is spliced from 2 exons. The record is from RefSeq and is a predicted model, not a curated record.